AGCUUCACCUUCUUACCUUUGUGAAUUUUGCGCUGUCAUUUGCGACUUUUAGAAAGUUUACUCUUUUAUAUUUAUUAUCUACUCUUUAUACAUGUCGAGUUCUUCGAGAACCGAAAGCAAUCAUCCCAGUCAUUGCUCCACAUUGGCUUCAUCUCGCACGAACACAGUCAGUACUUUUACAAGCCGAUAUUCGUGCGAUUGCGAUGAAGAAGCAAGGCAAAAACUGCGCGCAGUUAUUUGCAUAAAAUCAUCCCUGGCAAUUUUCACUUUGCUUGGCGGCGCGUUUUUGGCCCUCACCAUUAACGUUUGGAGUCGCUCACAUGCAAACGAUGAUGAUUUACCAAACACGUUGUAUCAAAUUACAGCGAAUCUGGGAACAGGACUGUGCCUAAACAGUAACGAGUACAACGGGCUGAUACUGGUAAACUGUACUGGUCUGCAGAACCAGGAACAGAAGCCUUUUAUCUACGACGCCAAGGCAGGAAAAGUUAAAACGGAAAAGGGUUGCGUAGAACCGUUGGGCGAUAAAAUAGAUCAUAUAGGUGACGAACAAAGUGUGUACCCAAUUAAUGUGAAUCCAUGUGUUUCUGAUCGCAGAAAAGGCAGGCAUUAUUCUUAUAGGGGGCAAUCAUGGAAAGCAUGGAAACCAAGCAGCGGUAGCUUCAAUUUGUAUAACAACAAUCAACGCAAUUGCCUCACUGGACUUGGCGAAAACCAAAUGGUAAUAUUAACUGAAUGCUCAGAGGCUGAUCUUAAGCAGCGUUGGGGCUUCACAACUCCUGAAAAUAUGCGAGAACUUCUUUACGGUGAAUCGCGUGUGAAGGAGUACGUUUGGGUGGAUGGUGCUGAAAAAGUUUGAAGUUUGUUCUCAAACUGUUCCUUUGCUUAUUUGUAUAUUUUUUAAAAUAUACUUGAUAUUCUUUAGAA
This is a messenger RNA of Dendroctonus ponderosae (mountain pine beetle), 927 nucleotides long. RefSeq lists its product as uncharacterized. NCBI's taxonomy places the organism in Eukaryota, Metazoa, Arthropoda, Insecta, Coleoptera, Curculionidae. The coding region runs from base 92 to 859 and encodes 255 amino acids. The transcript is spliced from 4 exons. The record is from RefSeq and is a predicted model, not a curated record.